CAAUAGGACGAGGGCUUUCGGCGGCUGCACUGCCAGCAGCGAACAUGGCGCCUCCCGCGCGCUACUGCGUCCCCGGCGAGCGGCUGUGCAGCGUGGAGGAGGCCGCGGCUGGCAGCGGGACCUACACCCGGCACGGCUUCAUCUUCUCCUCGCUGGCCGGCUGCCUGGAGAAGAGGAGCGAAGACAGUGGGCUGCCCGUCGUGUCGGUGGUGAGAGAUGCUGAGUCCCAGCUCCUGCCCGAUGUGGGGGCCGUGGUGACAUGCAAGGUUUGCAGCAUCAACUCCCGCUUUGCCAAGGUGCACAUCCUGUACGUUGGCUCCACGCCGCUGAAGUCCACAUUCCGGGGGACGAUACGGAGAGAAGAUAUUCGAGCCACAGAGAAAGAUAAGGUAGAAGUGUACAAGAGUUUCCGCCCUGGUGACAUAGUACUGGCCAAGGUUAUCUCGCUGGGGGACGCGCAGUCCAACUACCUGCUGAGCACAGCAGAGAACGAGCUGGGUGUAGUGGUGGCACGCAGCGAGGCAGGGGUGCAGAUGGUGCCUAUCAGCUGGUGCGAGAUGCAGUGCCCGCGGACACACACCAAGGACUUCCGAAAGGUGGCCCGUGUGCAGCCCCAGUUCCUGCAGACCUAGCAUAGACACUGCAGGGCAGGGAACUCACGCCUCUUCCACAUCUUCAAGAGGCUGGAACAGCUGGAUGAGCCCUUGCUCGCAGGAUGGGUUUUGUAUUUCUGGAUAAUAAAUACUUUUUGAGA
Molecule: messenger RNA, 754 nt
Organism: Apus apus (common swift)
Lineage: Eukaryota; Metazoa; Chordata; Aves; Apodiformes; Apodidae
Gene: EXOSC1
Product: exosome component 1
Exons: 8
Coding region: 45-632 (195 amino acids)
Biological process (GO): RNA processing
Cellular component (GO): nuclear exosome (RNase complex); cytoplasm
Molecular function (GO): RNA binding
Source: RefSeq, a predicted model, not a curated record